This is a messenger RNA of Raphanus sativus (radish), 4106 nucleotides long. RefSeq lists its product as uncharacterized. The transcript is spliced from 2 exons. NCBI's taxonomy places the organism in Eukaryota, Viridiplantae, Streptophyta, Magnoliopsida, Brassicales, Brassicaceae. The coding region runs from base 1041 to 1961 and encodes 306 amino acids. The record is from RefSeq and is a predicted model, not a curated record.
UGGUUUUGAUUUAUUAGCUAGCUUCUGUGACAAUAUCAUUAGAGCCGUGCGAUUGUAUUUUAAUCCUACGGUUUGUUAACAUUAGUCUGCGUGGUUUUAGUUUUAACAUAGGCACCGUUGGAUUGCUGUUUUCCAUGUGAACCGUAGAUUUUUAUAUUUACAAAACGGCGUCGUAGGGGAUUUAACCGGGAAGAUGAAGAAAAAGGCGCGGGAAAAUAAAAAACUGCAAUCUUUUAAUCAAGGGGGAAUUUGCUGUAUAUUCAUAAGGGCCAAGAAACUCAAGAAUCUAACCAUGCUACAGGACCGGCCCAUUGAAGAGACAGGUUUGGGCGAAGCUUGCCGAAACAACCCCUCCAAGCGCGUACGCGUGACCAACAAACGUGAGAAAAAAACAUGUGCUCAAUUGCUUGUACCAAACCUAUCGAUAGUAUAGUCUGUCUAAUCAAUAUCCUAACCAAACGCUAAUUAUAUUCAAAAUCGCAAAUUCCCGCUCUUAACAACUGUGUCGCUUUUAUUAAACCGAGACCCAUUUAAUAGCUUCUUAUCUAUACUGUUUCACUGUGAAAAUAGUAAAGAGAAAGAAAAGAUGUCUGAAGAUGACGAUUUCUCAAGAGUUAAAGCACUACGAGACAACGAUCAGGUAUGGAGUACCGACUUUAAAGCUAUUUAUUACCGUUCAUUGUUGUUGUUGGGAUGGAUAUAUGAUAGGUUAGGUUAAGUAUUUAAGUUCUUAAUGAUAGGUCCUUCAUAUCCGACUUAUAGUUGUGUGGUUUGUGAAAAAAUAGAAGUGAUAGAGAAACUGUUAAAACAGAUAAGUCGGCAGUUAACAAGAAAAUCUAUAAUCGUUAUACUAGACUAUAUAGGCCUGAUCAAUAGAAUAGCAAACUGAUGAACAAGUGUCAUCUGCCUUUUCGUUGCAGCUGACUGAGCAGGACGACUGUACGGUGAUAACGGGAACAUGGGUCCGAGAGGAAGACGGAAAAUGGAUUUUUGAUACUCUGAUAGAGGAUGAAAGAAAUACCAUUACCGUGAACCCUCUAAUGGAAUACGAAGACUUGGUGAACCUGGUGAAGGAAACCCUGAACAUCCGCGCAAAGAACGUAACACUCAAGCUCUCAUACCAAUAUCCUUCAUGGAUGGAGAUAGACGAUGGGGAUGGUUCAACACCACAGUUCAUAUCUGACGAUCAUGAGGUCGAGGUUUUUGUCCAAAUGAGGCGCAAAAUCGAGGAAGUUAACUUGUGUGUUACUAUCUCAGAGGUGAUCGAUGGUAUCCCAACAAACCAUCGAAGACCCCACUAUGCGAAUGUAACAGAUCAAACCCUGCUGAGAAACGAAGAUGAUGAGGACAGUGAAUCCGAUGAAGGGUUUGAGGAAGACUGGCUCGAGUUUGCGAUAUCCGAAACACCUCUGACAUGUCCUCCCAUCCAGAAUGACGUGGGUGGAAGUUUCGGUGUGCAGCCUAAACAGACUAUUCCAUACAACAGAAAUGGAAUAGUAAUACGCGACCCGCUGAUACGGCUUGCGAGUCCUCCACACGAAGCUACUUAUCGAGGGAAAGGAAAAGGUAUUGCUACAGAACCUGACAAAUGGGAAGCUGCUGAUAAACUCCUUCAACCACAAAUGUCAACAAACAAAGGUGUAUUCGGGGGAAAUGGUGAGAGCAGUCGUACGGUGCGUCGUCGCUUGUUUGAGGAUCCCCGCGCGCCACCACAGGGAGAUAUCAAGAUGGAGGAACCUUGCCAAGCAGAACCUGAGCCCAUAGCACAACCUCUUCUUACAACCACUCCGGUUGCAGCUCAACCAAGUAGCCUAUACACGUGGACACGAUUCCAAGACUCUUUGCAUGACCUGCUUAAUGACGAAAGCUCUGAGCCGGUGCUCUUUGGACGUGAUGCCCCACCGGUUAUAGAAAGCACCGACGAAAUUGGUAAGAUAUUUGAAAGACUAUACUAUAAGUAAAUAUGGUAUAGAACGUAAACUGACGUUCAAUAUGUGAUCAUCUGUAGGGUUGGUUGAAGCUUUAGAAGCUGUCCCAUAUGAAGGGGACAAUCUGUUUGUGGGACAGGUGUUCAAAUCAAAGAAUGACUGCAAAAUUAAGAUUGCAAUUCAUGCCAUUAACCGGAAGUUCCACUUCAAGACAAAGCGCUCAACCCCCGCCUUUAUGGUUCUAAUUUGCGUCGCCAUAGACUGUCCUUGGAGAGUGUACGCUGCACGGAUCGAUGGAACAGGGAAUUUUCAGAUAAGGCAAGCAACUUUCAGGCACUGCUGCUCGGUUGAUGCGAGGAGGAACUACCACAAGUUGGCAACAACACAAGUGAUUGGGGAGCUCAUACAAUCCCGAUUCAUCGGAAUCAAGCGAGGACCAACACCAGAAACCAUAAGAAAGAUUAUGCUGGACGACUACAACGUCAAUGUUUCAUACUGGAAAUCUUGGAGGGCACGUGAAAUUGCUAUGGAAAGUGUGUUAGGAUCUAUGGCCGGAAGCUACGCACUGAUGCCUGCAUACAUGGGCCUGCUAUUAACGACAAAUCCUGGCUCCCUCUGCGUCAUAGAAAAGACAGAGAGUGACGAUGGAGGUGUUCUUUUUAAGUAUGCCUUCAUAGCAUUUGGGGCAUCCAUCAAAGGCUACCGCUACAUGAGAAAAGUAAUUAUCAUUGAUGGAACAAGUCUGAAAGGGAAGUACGGAGGAUGUUUAAUGUCCGCUUGCGCACAAGACGGAAAUUAUCAAAUCUUUCCUCUUGCUUACGCGGUGAUGGAUAGUGAGAACGAUGAAUCAUGGGAAUGGUUCAUGAUGCAGCUUAGAACCUUUGUUGACAAUUCAGACGAGUUGGUUUUCAUAUCUGACCGCCACGGUAGCAUCUACUCUGCAAUAAACAAGGUGAGCAAUAUAAAUCAGGUCGACUGUCUAUGUUAAUAAUAUAUAUAGUAUAGUCUAAAUAUUAGUGAAAUUGUUAUGUAGGUGUUCCCCUCUGCAUCACAUGCGGCUUGCACAGUUCACUUGUGGAGGAACAUCAAGGCCCGUUUUAAAUCUAAAAGACUAGCCUCUCUUAUGUCGGCUGCAGCAAGAGCGUAUACUGUGGAAGGAUUCAAUAAGAAGUUUCUUGAUAUUCAACGUGCCAGCCCAGGGUGUGCAGGGUACUUGGUUGACAUAGGUUUCACUCAUUGGACACGCGCUCAUUUUCAAGGAGAAAGGUUCAAUAUAAUGGACUCAAAUAUUGCAGAAUCAUGGAAUUCAGUGUUGAAAGAAGCCAGAGAGUACCCCCUCAUCUCCAUGUGUGAGUACAUACGUACUACUAUCAUGAGUUGGUUUGCACUUCGCCGUGCAAAAGCUAUGGAGCAUAAGGGGGCACUAACGCCGAUGGUGCAACGCCAAGUGGAAGUCAACUUUGAGGCAUCGACAGCGUUGGCUGUAUGUGGUAUUAGCGAAACCGAGUUUCAAGUGAAGGCACAAACUGGAGAGUGUUUCUUGGUCAACCUCUUAGCUGGAACAUGUUCAUGCAAUGCAUAUGAGCAGUUACGAAUUCCAUGUCGCCAUGCAGUGGCGGCAGCUGGAAGAGCCAACAUCCCAACCGAGUCAUUGGUUGCAGCUGCGUACUUUGCGGACACGUGGCAUAGCGCGUAUGAGGCAAAGAUUUACCCAAUACCAUCUGUGGGGGGAAAAGAAGUAGGAGGAGAGUAUCACGGCGAUCUCCUACCGCCUGCGGUGAAGAGACCACCGGGGAGGCCACGAAAGGUGCGCAUUCUGUCGCGAGGUGAAGACAAGGUAUUGAUUUCCAUAUUUAAACCUCACUAUACUUUUUCACAUAACCAUAUAGUAUAGUUUCAUGCCACUGAAAUGCCAUGAUUGACUGAGAUUAUUAUGUCCAUAUUAUGAGAUACAAAUACAUAGUCUCGGUAGCCUUUCAAUAUUUAAUCUUUUCUUUAGCUUUAAGGAUUGUGGUGUGUGUUGUGUAGGCUUAGGUUCUAUGUUUGGCUUUAUGUUCGCACAGCAACUGACUAUACUAUAAUAUUCUGAUAAACAGUCUGAAUAUUGUUUCUCACAACCUCCACAUUUUCAAUUGUUGAACAGCACGCAGGACGUAACGGUUGCAGGAGAUGCACACG